AUGGUCACGCACUCCUGGCGGAAUCUGUUCCGUGAUCUGGUGGCGGCUGUCAUUGCUGACGCCGUGGGUGAAAGCAGCUUCGGGCUCGUGGCUGCCCUGCUGGAAGAGGACGUGUCCGUGCUCGAGGCACUUUUGCAACAGCAGGGCACCUCCGAUCGGGUGUAUUGGAUCUGUGCUUUCGCCGUGAACCAACAUGCAGGCAUUUGUGAGAAUCGCGAUGGGGACCGGGACUCUGUGACGGGGCAGGUGCAUCCUGGCUGCACCUGCGGUCUGCCGAAGAUGCUGAAUACCACAGCGCCGCUGUCUACAGAAGGCCCGACAAAAGGCCAGAGCAUUGGAUGCGAGAUGAACAAGUUUGACGACAUGAUGGCUUUGCUGGCCAGGAAGAAUCCACACUUUUCGCAAGUCGUCGCCGUGGAUGCUGGCUGUGUACUUUUUCGCAGGGCCUGGUGUGUGGCCGAGCUUGUAAAGGCGGAUGAGGCGAGGCUCAGGCAGCACGUCAAAAUGCAUUCACGGAAGGCGGUAGAGGACAAGGAGAGCAGCCUGCGAAACCUGCGGGUAGAAAGCAUGGAAGCCUCGAGGGCAGAGGAUGUGGAGUACAUCUUGGAGAGGAUCGAAGACACUUUCCUGUUCAAUCAGAAGCUGCAGAGCCUCAUCUUCGACAAAGCAGGGCUCUUGUCCUGUUGGCGUCAGCUCGAUGCAGCUCAUCGAAUGGAAGAGGUGGGUAGCCUCCUAAAGUGGAGUUUUGCAGACAAUGGAAGAGGCAUCGUUUGGCAGUUUUGGCACUUGAGGGACUAA
Molecule: messenger RNA, 798 nt
Organism: Symbiodinium sp. CCMP2456
Lineage: Eukaryota; Dinophyceae; Suessiales; Symbiodiniaceae
Source: the annotation of a GenBank genome assembly